UCUCUUCAUAUCGCUCUGUCUCUUUUUCCUACCCCUUUUCCUUCUCCUUCUCUCUUUCUCGCUAUGUAUAGCGCAGCCUCCACCGUGAACAGCGCAGACUCUGCGUCUGCAGCAUCUCUCGCAAGGGAUGAUCUCUCGUUCAGUACCGAAAAUUUAUACGGCGCAAGUGAUACUGAGCAAGCAAAUAUCUCUCAUUGCGAGUCUGAAGUAGCGGACGAGUGGGUGAAUCGCAGAGCAGAGAUUUCCAGUAACGUCGAAUGGGAUAAACGCAGGGGGUCGCGUCGUUUCGCAUCUGCUCAGGUUGAGGGAAAGUCGCGGAACGUCCGAUUCGCACUACCGAUGGCAGAUCACGACAACAUUUACGACGACGAGGAGCUAGUUUCAGCCAACCCGAAUCAAAGGAACUGGCGCGGGAUUCUAAUAGCGUUGCUCGUGAUCGUCGCCGUCCUAGCUCUUAUCGUUACAUCCGUUGCUCUGCUUACACCUCCCGAUGACGGCCCGAGGGUGCGAGGAGCGCGAUUACGCCUCUCCGAGGUACUAUCCGGCGAGCUAUCUCCUUUAUUAUUCAACGGAUCCUGGGCGCGUAACUAUCACAUAUGCUACCGUGACCCUUGGGGUGGUAUUUCCUUGUUGGACGCCUCGGAUACGAACAUCGUGUCCCGCAGUUUAAUGCCGAACGAAACCUUCAGACGAUUGAAUCCUGCAAAGUUCUCCCUGUCGCCAGAUAAGAAGUACUUGCUCCUUGCUCAAAACGUAAAGAAGUUGUUUCGCUACUCAUAUUUAGCGCAGUACGUCAUUUACGACGUCAAUACACGGGAAUGCAUAGCGUUAACUCCUUAUCCUGAAAAGGACGUUCAUCCGUAUCUUUUACUGGCGCAAUGGACUCCACGUGGCAAUGGGAUCGUUAUGGUACAGGACUACGAUAUUUACUACAGGACGAGCCCUAUGAGCAACAUCGGUUAUCGCGUAACCAACACCGCCGUGCCUGGAAUAUUGUCAAACGGCGUGCCGGACUGGUUGUACGAAGAGGAGAUAUUACAUAGCGCAGAAGCGGUCUGGAUGUCAUCGGAUGGUCACUUGAUGCUUUACGCCUCGUUCAAUGACUCCCUCGUGGAGGAGAUGCACAUUUCUUGGUUCGGGGAGGGGAAUAAGGCACUGUAUCCUGAUAUACGAUCCUUACGGUACCCAAAGCCUGGAACACCAAAUCCUUCGGUACGAUUGUACGUUGCUGAUCUAGUCGACCCGAAUAACAUUCAUACGAAGGUAGUGAAACCGCCACCUAUCAUCGAGCAUGUGGAUCAUUACUUCUCAACCGCUUCUUGGGUGUCUCUGACAGAAGUCUGCAUAACGUGGUUGACGCGCGCCCAGAAUCUUUCAGUGGUGACCAUCUGUAAGAGUCCAAUGUGGCACUGUCAGGAAAUACAAAGGAUAACGGGCGAGGGUCGCGGAUGGGUGGACACUCCUCCGGAGGCUCCCCUUUUUUCGACAAACGGCAGCAGUUAUGUCGCAAUAAGUCCUGUGAAAGACGGACCGGCGGGAUAUUACAAGCAUAUAAUUUGGACGAAUGUGCUUCGCAAACAAGUAGUGCCUUUGACGCAUGGCAAAUUCGAAGUCGUCAGGAUUUUAGUAUGGGACCAAACGAACAAUACUAUAUAUUUCAUCGGUAUUCCAUCCAUGAGACCGGGCCAAAGACACCUCUAUCGCGUAAGCUCCGCUCUACCACUUAUGGGAUCGCCUCUGCAUCCUGCGGUAUGUCUCACCUGCAUCACUUCGUCCGGCGUGACGAGCGACGACGAAAACGGGCAUUGGAUCGGUACCCCGAAUCGACAGAACGGUCAGGCCACUCGGGACGAGUGGCAUGACGAUUACGAGACUCAGACAGACAGUACCGACAAUAAGGAACACCGCCAACUCUCCAAAAAGGACAAGUCGAAAAACAAGAAUACCUCGAAUUGUGACGUUCUUUCUUUCUCCUCGGAUACGGAUGAGACACAACAACAUCCUAAAGAGGAGAACGGCGAUCCGCCCUGUCAAUAUCACAACGCGAUCUUUCCGCCCGACGGUCUCGAGUACUUCGUCCUUGAGUGCCUCGGACCUGGCGUGCCCACCGUGAGUCUGUACAAAACGGAGAUGCCCGCACCGCGACUUAUCACCAUGUUGCAGAGCAACACGUUGUUGCGUGAAAGAAUAGCAAAUAUCGCACUACCACAGGUAAAAACGUUCCCCGUGCAAAUAAGCGGUGGCUACAACGCCCAGGUGAGAUUGCACCUGCCACCUGGACUCAGAGAAGACGAGAUCACACGCUAUCCAUUGGUCGUCCAGGUGUAUGGCGCUCCUGGGUCGCAACUGGUCACAGAGAUAUUCAAGGUGGAUUGGAAUACAUACUUAGCCAGUCGGAAGAACGUCAUUGUUGCGCAGAUCGAUGGUAGAGGAAGCGGUGGACAAGGUUACAAGCUACUCCACGAAGUUUAUUACAGGCUAGGUUUUGUGGAAGUGACUGAUCAACUCGAAGUUACAGAAUAUUUACGAGAUUCCUUGCACUUCGUGGACAAGCGAAGAGUCGCUGUUUGGGGUUGGAGUUACGGCGGAUUCAUCGCCGCGCUCGUUUUGGCUCAUCCGGAGCAGGAUGUGUUCCAAUGCGGUAUAAGCGUCGCACCUGUCGUCUCCUGGGAACUUUACGAUUCCGCGUACGCCGAGAGAUACAUGGGUCUACCGAACGUAACGUCGAACUACAAAGGCUACGCUGAAUCCAAUGUUUACGACAAAGUCGAGCAUCUGCAUGACAAGAUGUUUUAUUUGGUGCACGGGACUGCGGACGACAACGUCCAAUUCCAACAGUCCAUGGCGCUUGCCCGCCAUCUCGCUAAGAAAGGCAUACUCUUUCGGCAGCAGGUCUAUCCGGACGUAAGCCACACCUUGGCGGGCGUGAAGGGACAUUUGUACCUCUCGAUGGCGCAGUUCUUGGAGGACUGUUUCCAGAAACAAGUACCUGUCGACACGAAAGCCGGACUCGGCAGCGGCGGCUCCGGCGGCGUGUAGUGAUGCGUAUUAAAAAGAUGACGAUAAUUAUUAAAGAUUAUUAAUAUGGCGAAGUUGCGUAAGGGAGAAAAAGAGAAACAAAGAAAGAAAGAAAAAAAAAAAAACAAAACAAGAAGAAGAACGUGAAAAUCUAAACAUCUCCAAAUUGUGUUCUGUUUAAUAGAGUAUUUACAGAGGACACGCGCGUGGCCCAUCGUUUUGUACUCCGACCCUCGAAAUUACAAAAAAUGGAACGAGAAGUAUCUGCGAACGAGUAAUGCAUCCCGUGCGCGAUUUCCAAUGCGUUUACACCGGUUAAAAAAAGCACGCAUCGGCCAUCACCACGAUACAAUCAAAUAAAUAGUCUAUGAUA
Messenger RNA from Odontomachus brunneus, 3391 nucleotides. RefSeq names its product dipeptidyl aminopeptidase-like protein 6 (gene Dpp10). Gene Ontology annotation, biological process: proteolysis. The record is from RefSeq and is a predicted model, not a curated record. NCBI's taxonomy places the organism in Eukaryota, Metazoa, Arthropoda, Insecta, Hymenoptera, Formicidae. Bases 64 to 3039 code for a protein of 991 amino acids. Gene Ontology annotation, molecular function: serine-type peptidase activity; dipeptidyl-peptidase activity. The transcript has 17 exons.